This is a messenger RNA of Syngnathoides biaculeatus (alligator pipefish), 5094 nucleotides long. RefSeq names its product Ras and Rab interactor 2a (gene rin2a). The transcript has 12 exons. Gene Ontology annotation, biological process: signal transduction; vesicle-mediated transport. Lineage: Eukaryota; Metazoa; Chordata; Actinopteri; Syngnathiformes; Syngnathidae. Gene Ontology annotation, molecular function: small GTPase binding; guanyl-nucleotide exchange factor activity. Bases 246 to 3557 code for a protein of 1103 amino acids. Gene Ontology annotation, cellular component: endocytic vesicle; cytosol. The record is from RefSeq and is a predicted model, not a curated record.
GCUUAAAAAAAAAAGUUCCGCAAAGAGGAAUAAGCCGCCGACUCGGGAUAGGAACCAAGUCCAGUUACAACAUGCUUAUGGAAAGAAGCAGUCGGUCGUGCUUCUUGAACUUGUUUACAUUCCUUCCUUCGAGAUUAAAUUGAGAAUCGAUUCGUUAAUGGAAUUAGAAAAGCGACAACGACGUAGACCCAUAUAUAAUGAGAUAUCCAGCCGCUUGUCACAAUCGAGUGGCUUUCUUCUGACAAAUGUUCACGUCACAAAGUAGCUCGCUAACCAGGACGUUCAACAAGAUGUCCACCUAUAACAUCCACCAGACGCACAAACACGAGAGCAAAAGCAGUUUCUUAAAGUUAAUUGAGUCGUUUGCCUUGGAAAUUGGCACAUUGAAAAAGGAGAUGUGGAAAAAGCCAGAUACAAGAGAAGAACUAAAGAAAGAUUUAAUGCAAGGGGUGGGUGAGGGAGUGGGAGGUCUCUUCCUUCGAGCAACCUCCUGUGCUGACAUGGGGACGGGACUGGCUGGAGUGAGAGAUUCAGGCUAUGACUCUCUCCAUCGGCGACUCAGUGUUUUGGACAGAUUGAUCAGUACACAUUCUGUGUGGCUCCAACUUGACCUAAGCCAUCAAAAUGCUAUAAAGCUACUACAGAACCAAACAACUGGAACAUUUGUGGUGAGGAAGUCAUCAACCCUGCAGAAAAAGGUCAUAUCGUUGCGCAUGGACAAGAACUCCCCAAUUCCUGUGAAAGACUUUGUUGUCAAAGAGAGCCAGUACACUUUCUCGUUGGAAGGGUCUGGCCUGAGCUUUGCAGACCUGUUUCGUCUUGUAGCUUUCUGCUGUAUCAGCAGGGAUGUUCUUCCCUUCACCUUGAAGCUGCCAGAGGCCAUCGCUUCAGCCAAAACGUCUGCUGACCUUGCAGAGGUUGCGAAACUUGGAGCAGGAUUCUGGGACACUGACUUGUGCCAUAAGAGAGAGGGUUCUGCCUUUUUAUUGGGUGCCACAUCUUCAGACAAAUCACUUCCACCUGGCCAGCUACCACUCUCAGUUGCACCCGGCCCAUGCCACCCUCGACUUCAAACUCGCACCCCUUCAGAGCUUGAGUGUUGCCAGGUCAAUGGAGCACUGUGCUUCAUCAAUCCUCUGUUCAUUAAGGUUCAUCAACUAGACAGCAACCACAGCCCCAAAUCAAAUUCUUCUAGUUGUAAUAACAAACCGCUAAACCAUAGCACAGAAACAAACGUACCGCACUUUAGUGGUGACAAGCCUGAAGGUUGUAACUCUCAUAUCAGUGACAGCGGACUAUCAAAUGAAAACAAAUCUCUUAGCCUUGGCAUCAACUCAGACCUACAAACUCAAAAGAAGCAUACUGUGGAAUACUCCCUGUCACAGUCUCCACCAACCCGUCCACCCCCUCCUCGGUUUGCACCUCAGCAAUCAGACUUUCCUGUCAGGCAGCAAAGUAUGCCAGAGAAAAUUUCCUGGAUCAGUGUCCCCAAGGAGAAGGGUGAAGAGAAGGAGCGUAGUAGUAGCCUCUUAUCCCGUCUCGGCUCAUCACUUAGUAUCAGCCCCUCAUCAUCCCCUCCAAAGAGAUUUGGUAUUAGCUCCCCUAUUUCCAUCCCCAGGCCUUCUCUGCCCAUAUCUUUAUCAUCCCUAUCCUCCUCACCUCGAAGGGUCAAAUGCUCAACAUCUUCCUCCCUUGAGGAUGCCCAAUGUCACCUGGCACUAGAGGAAAAGACUAUUGAAAAGGCCCUUCUUAAGGCCAAAUUAUCCCAGCAGAAUGGUGGCAACGCUUGCAUCCAGCCCAGCAGUAGUCUUCCAGAUUCCUCCCCAAUGACUAUAAGCAAACAAACAGUGCAAGGAGGAGGUGGAGGAGAAACAGGAGAGGAAGGCAAUGGGGUUAGCCAGCGUCUGAGUGACAUGAGCAUUUCUACAGAUUCUUCAGACUCCUUAGAUUUUUCUCAGUCCUCAGCUUUCUUCCUUCCUCCUCUACAUGAACCAACUCUACCUACAGUGGCUGAUUUUAACGCCCACCUUCCCCUUUCACUACCAUCGUCCCAUCUUCUUUACUGCAGCAUGGAGGACGACGAUGACGAGGAGGAGGAUGAAGAUGAAGAGGAGCCAGAUUAUGGUGUUGGCCUGGAGAGUGACCAGGACCAAGACCAGGAUCUGACAAUGAUACCGCCUGGGCACAGGAUGAGACGCCGGCCAAGUGCCAGUGCUUUGGUCUUUCAGAAAGCACUGCGAGGGCAUCUGCGCAAGAUGAGUGGUGUUUUUAACUCACUAUUGACACCUGAAAAGAGAGCCAUUCGCAGGGUGGUUGAAUUAUCCAGGGAUAAAGGCUCCUACUUUGGCUCCUUGGUGCAAGACUACCUGAGCUACAUGGGUGAUGGUGCAGGCACCCCGACUUGGCAAAACUAUGCCUCUGGACUCGAACUACUUCAGACUCUCCGUCAGUUUAUCACUCAGAUGAAGAGUUACCUGCGACAAAGCUCAGAACUGGGUUUGCCCCUCGAAAGCCUCAUACCUGAAGACCAAAUUGACCACGUCUUAGAGAAGGCCAUGCACAAGUGUUACCUGAAGCCUCUCAAACCGAUGGUUAGUGCCGCGUUGCAGGAGUUCCAGGUGCGGAGCGGGGAAUGGCAGGAGCUGAGGGAGAACAUGUCUUUGGCAAAAGCCCGGCAGCCGCAGGAAAUGGGUGUGGAUGACAUGGUGCCACCAGAUCCCGUAGCUAUCGAGAAGAUCAAGUACAAGUUUCACACCAUGUGCAAGCUAUACUCUCCGGAAAAGAAGGUCACCAUGCUGUUGAGGGUUUGCAAACUCAUCUAUACAAUUAUGGAGGACAAUUCAGGUCGUCUGUAUGGUGCAGAUGACUUCUUGCCAAUGCUGACGUACGUGUUGGCCCAAUGUGACAUGCCACAGCUGCACAAUGAGAUACUUUACAUGAUGGAGCUACUGGACCCCUCGCUGCUUCACGGAGAAAGUGGCUAUUAUCUGACCAGUGCAUAUGGAGCAAUGUCUCUGAUCCGAAACUUCCAGGAGGAGCAGGCAGCCAGGGUGCUGAGCUCUGAGACCAGGAAUACACUCCACCAGUGGCACCAACGGCGCACUACCCUGCACUCGGCACCAUCCUUUGAUGACUUCCAAAAUUACCUGCGGGUGGCGCUGCAGGAACUCGAUAGUGGCUGCACAGCGAAGAUCCUCCCUGUGCACCCCUUUGCCACCGUGGAGGAGGUGUGUCAGCUGUGCGCACUAAAGUUCAAAGUGUCAAACCCCGAGAGCUACGGUUUGUUCCUGCUGAUGGAGGGCAGCAGUCAGCAGCUCGCCCCGGACACCCACCCCCAGAAGAUCAAGGCGGAGCUCCACAGCCGCCCGCAAGCUCCCCCCUUCCAUUUUGUUUACCGCCGCUUGGUCAAUCUCAGCACCUCACCCUCAACCCCUCUGGACUCUUCGCUUGGCCCUGAAAACCACAUUUUGACCUCUGAACAGCAGGCCAACCUAAACAACCUCAGUCUCGAGACAUCCGCCCCCUCCCUCGAUUCAGGACUCAGAGUUUCACGUUAAUGGAGACUCCUUAUCAGGACAACGGCGUUCCUGACCAACAUGCUUCACUAAGACACAGCGUGUCUGCUUCUGCGUGUCCAACUUCUCCUUUUGGAUGUCACACUCAAUAUCCUGUGUGGAAAGUUUUAUCAGACAGAAAAGAUGGAAGGAAGAGCAAUGACAGAAGUGAAAGUUUUUUUUUUCAUUUUAUACUUGGUUCCUGUGAACCAACCAUGACAGGCAACACUUAUUUGGGCUCAUAGAGUCCAAGUCCUUAGUCUAAUGUGAUUUAUUGGUACAUUUAAAUUUAAAACAAGAAAAAAAAUACAUUAGUCAGUGUUAUGUUUGACCUAACCACGAGGUGCAGAUUCAAGGUCCAACUGUUUGUUGAGGUUAUGUUUAGUUUACAUGGAGGGGAAUCUGAACUUAAAUAUGACACCGAUAUUAUAUCGCCGAUGUAAAUAAAAUGAACUGUCGAUAGGAUCAAAUGAUUUCUUGCAGUUGCUGGUAAACUGUUUUUGAUCCUGUGUGUUUUGUUUGCUUUAGUGCCACCUUGUGGUGGCUGAGGUGUUCUCCCAAGUCUGAAAUAUUUGUGCAGGGAAGUUUUAGACAAAGAAGAGUGAUGGGGAAGGGGGGGUAGUCUGAGACAUUUUCAUGGCAACCUUCCUUUAUAAAGAUUUCUGUUUUUAGUCAAGGUAUAAAUGAAUAUGCUGUGCAUAAACUUGAUGUCUGCAUCCUAAUUAGUUUGAAUAGGAAUAGUGAUUAAUACAAGUGUUGUACUUUUGAUAUGAAAAUCAGUGAGUGACAUUUAAUAAAUAUUUUAACAGCGUGUAGAUUGUAAUGUUAAUCCAUGCAAUUCUGGCAGUAACCUACAGAUUAACUAACAUGUUGCAAUCAGACUUGGCUGUAGUGGAGGCAUUAUUGCAGUUAGCUACUGAAGAAUCUUGUUUUAGAAAAGUUUCUUUUUUUGAAAGGCCAGUUUUAUAAAAAAUCAUUUGGACUUUGAACUGAUGAGAAGCCAUGCGUGCAGUGACUGAUGGUGGAGAUAAUUGGAGACAUUUUGGAAGCUAACAAGUAUGGGGAGAACAGCAGGAGAGGAAGUGUUACAACAUUGGUGGUGUGCGUCUAAAAACUACUUGAAAAGGUUUUUGUGUUUUCGCAAUACUGGAAUAUUUGUAAAAAUAAAAAACAAUUCUAACAGUCUGUAUUGUAAAGUAAGAUGUAAGUGGAAGUAAGUAACUUGUAGCACGUCAUGCAUAUCUCUGGGAACCAAGUGUUCGCAUCUUUAAAUUGCAUUGCUAUGUGUUUGUUCAUCUGAAUUGACUAAUAUCAAUCAAAGUAAAUAUGUUUAUCUGUGCAGGGAUUGUUUUCAGAUUGCUUUUAUGUCCCCCCCUUCUGUAAUAAUCUUGAUGGCGUCAGUGUUUGAUUGCACCCUAGAAAGAAUUUGUGGCCAUUCAGUAUAAUAAUUAAAGAUUAUUUUGCACGGAGUUUGACACAUGACGAUAUUUUGUCAUUCAGUUUAUAGGCAGCCAUUAAAAAUGAACAAGAAACUAAAGAA